GACAUUACCCGGCAAAAAUCUGCAGCUAGCAGAUAUGGACGUGGCAGCAGCUUCCAGGCUUGAACAUGGCGUCCUCCAUGGAGGGGCGGCGCCGCCGCAAAGCAGCGCUCCUUGAAUGAAGCUCCCUGGCCAGUUAGCAGUGAGGACAGUGCACCGGUAUCCUCAAUAUUUGGAAUAAGCCGCUUAGACAACGCUUUGCGUGGCUGGCCCCGAAAUGGAUCGCCUGCUUGCUGCAGCUAGAGCUUAGAGGUGACAACCGACAGGAGAAGAACGUACAGGGGUGAAGUUUUUGGUCUGUGGCGGAGCGUUGGGACAGGAAAGCUCCCACACCUGUAUCGGACGCAUCUACUUCGACGAUGAACUAGCAGAUCGGGUCAGGAUGGAUGAGAACAGGGGCUGGGGUGAAUCGCUUCUUCAGCUCAAACACUCACCUAAUGGCUCAAGUAACAAAGACAUUGCUCACUUUGGACCCUGAAGCUGUGCUCACACUAAAACAUGGACUCAACUUCAAGAAAAAUCCAAAAGAUGGGAAAUGUUACAUCAUUUACAAGGAUGCAGAUGGUGUGAAGGCAUGUAGAAACCAGUGUAAACACCAAGGAGGACUGUUUAUCAAAGACAUAGAGGACCUGGAUGGAAAAACAGUGCGCUGUACUAAACAUUACUGGAAACUGAAUGUGUCAACCAUGGAAUAUGUGAAUCCACCAGACAGCUUUCAGCAGGAUGAGCUUGGGGUUAACUGGAAUGAUGGAAGUCUUGAGUUAGUGGAGCUGAAUCCUGCUGAGCCUUGGCUCAUUGACCCUAAAGUCCCCGAGCAACUUGAAGCUGGAGAAGUGACAAUUACCUAUCUGACACACGCGUGUAUGGAGCUGAAGCUGGGGAAUAAAGUGAUGCUGUUUGACCCCUGGCUGACCGGCCCGGCCUUCGCUCGGGGGUGGUGGCUCCUGCAUGAGCCCCCAGCCGACGCCCUGGACCGACUCUGCAAUGCCGACCUGAUCUACAUCAGCCAUAUGCACUCAGACCACCUCAGCUACCCUACUCUAAAAACUCUGGCCGAAAGGCGUCCUGACUUGCCGAUAUAUGUGGGAGACACGUCAAGGCCGGUGUUCUGGUACUUGGACAAAAGUGGGGUGAAACUGACCAACAUUAACGUGAUAAACUUCGGCAUCUGGCAAAAUGUGGAUGAGCACCUGCGGUUCAUGAUUCUGAUGGAUGGAGUACACCCUGAAAUGGACACCUGCAUAAUUGUGGAAUAUAAAGGCCACGUGAUCCUGAACACAGUGGACUGCACACAGCCCAACGGAGGACAUCUGCCCAGGAACGUGGACUUAAUGAUGAGUGACUUUGCAGGAGGAGCCUCUGGGUUUCCCAUGACUUUUACUGGAGGCAAAUACACAGAAAAAUGGAAGGAGGAUUUCAUAAAGAACGAAAGGAAGAAGCUACUGAAUUACAAAGCGCAGUUAGUGAAGUCUUUGCAGCCCAAGAUCUACUGCCCUUUCGCUGGAUACUUCGUGGAAGCGCAUCCCUCAGAUAGUUACAUCAAGGCCACAAAUGUGAAAAACUGUGCGGAAGACCUGAAUGCACUCAUCUCAAAGCAAGCAGACAGUAUCACCACCUGGACGCCCAAACCUGGAGCAGUUUUGGACCUGGGCCUGACCUUGAGAGACCCCUCUGACAGGGCAGCAAUUACCAACCCACCGCCUGGUACACAGAUCAUGAAGAACAGCUGGAAGUUUGAUCAGUACGUGAACGAGCUCAAUGCUGCUAUUGAUGAAGAGAUAUUCCAGCACAAAGGCUGGGUUCAGUUCUACUACAACUGGGCAGGGUUCAAGGACUACAAUCUUGUUGUGCAGGUUAUUGAAACCGAUGAUGAUUUCAAUCCUAUCCCUAAUGGCUACAACUACUUUGUGGACUUUCUGGACCUGUCCUUCCCCCGACAGAGACCGAAAGAUCGUCCCUAUGAGGAGAUAAAGAAUAGAGUCGGUGUCAUCCGGUACAUGGUGAGGCAUGGCUUGCUGUGGGAUAACCUCUACAUUGGCUUCCAGAACAGGCUCAGCAGAGAUCCAGAUGUUUACCACCACCGGUUCUGGAACCACUUCCAAACAAACCUGCCUUUAACGGGUCCAGACUGGGACCUUUUUCUCCAGGAGGUGCAAGACGAGGAGACUGACAUGCAGACUACAGGAAGCAAUGGCUGCAACUUAUCUUAGAUGACUUUACACAUCACUCAGAUGCAUGUAGACAGAACCUGAGAUAGGAACACACUAGGAAUGGGUGUCAUACUGAGAAUCGUACAAUGAAGAUAUUUUAAUUUAAAUCCUUUUUAGUAAUAUUUAUGCUAAUUGCACUAGUUAUUUCCCCCGUAAAUCAUUAUGCUGCAAUCAAUAUUAAUCUAAGUGAAUAACCAUAACCAAUCAUCAAACAAAGCAUUAGACCAUUUUUUCUACAUUGACUUUCCAAACUGUAGCCUACAUCUACUUGUCAGUGAACUACUGUUUUCAUUCUCUUUUGCAAAAUUAUUUUUUAUUUGUCCUUAAACUCUAUGUCCUUGACUACUGUUGUUAGUGCACCUCUCUCAGAUAAGUUGUGCCCUGAUAACUUGAGGAUUCAGAUCAUUUGCACUCGUGGAGCUGUCUCACGGUUGACUGUAAUGCAUCAAUAUUUGCUGUGAUGUGAUUCCCUGACAUACGCAGCAUAUGAAUAACUGCCACAGCCUCGUCUCCCC
Messenger RNA from Anguilla anguilla (European eel), 2722 nucleotides. Its product is annotated as cytidine monophosphate-N-acetylneuraminic acid hydroxylase-like. The transcript has 16 exons. Lineage: Eukaryota; Metazoa; Chordata; Actinopteri; Anguilliformes; Anguillidae. The record is from RefSeq and is a predicted model, not a curated record. Bases 384 to 2207 code for a protein of 607 amino acids. Gene Ontology annotation, molecular function: 2 iron, 2 sulfur cluster binding.